AUGUCGGAUCAAGAUUUCGAGGAAUGGGGUGGUUUUUCGGAGGACGGCCUGUCAGAUGACGAAGAUGCCAUCCCAAUAUACCCAGAGGGAGGAGCCCUUUGCAAUGACGGCUCGACAGUAAAAGCAGAUACUAUUCAACAGCUUCAGGACGCAAUCAACGCCCACGGCAAGGCCAACGGAUAUGCAGUAAAUCGCCAGAACGCCUCCAACCGUAUAGCAGGCCAACCGACUUACUACACCAUCGUCUGUGACCGCUUCGGUUUGCCUAGACCUACCGAGGGAGUCCGGCUACGCAAGUCCAGCACUCGCAAGUCUGGCUGCAAGUUCAAGGCAUCGGCAAAGCUCACAGAUGAAGGAUGGGUGUUCAGGCAUCAUAAGGAUCCUCGUUACCACGUCCACAACCACCCGAAGUCCCUCGAUCCCUCGGCUCACCCACAACACCGGAAGAUAAAGUCCCCGGUCAAGAACCUUGUGAAGAAGAUGUCCAGCUAUAGCGCCAUCAAAGCACGCGAGAUUAGCAAGAUGGUAGAGGAGGAGGAAACCAAUUCGCACUUCACCAUCAAGGAUAUCAACAACGCCAGACAGGCAUUCCGUCGACAGGAAAAGGAUGGUUGUUCAGCCUCCGGGGCUGUGAUCAAGGCUUUUGACCAGGAAGGAGUCCUAUAUGUCCCGAAAUGGGAUACCCGAGAUCCCAACCGCCUUUUGGGCAUCGCUUUUACCUUCCCAGAGUGUCAGGAGAUGUGGAAGCGCUUCCCAGACUGCCUCAGUUUUGACAAUACUCACAGUACCAACGCACUUGGAUUUCCCCUGUUUGUUAUUACCACUCAGACGAAUAUCAACUCUACUGCAAACGUUGCCUUCGGCUUGAUCAAUAACGAACGCCGUGAGGGCUUUGAUUUCCUUGCUCAGGGAGUCAAGGAACUCCAGGUCCAACUUGAAGCCCGAUCUCCAGCCGUAACGAUCACUGAUAAAGACGAAAGGAUGAGGGACGCCCUGAAGGAGACGUUUCCGGAUGCCCAACAACAGCUGUGCCGUUUCCAUAUCAACAAGAACUUUACAACAGAAGAACCCUCUGAAGAUCGUCCUGGAUCCCGGACCAAGAUCACCCACGAUGCUGAGGGCGUUCUUACCAUCUGGAAGAUCCUGGUACGCGCCAAGACUAAGGAGGAAUUUGUGAGGAUCUGGACAUGGCUUAUUGCGGAGUUCUCCGACCAGGAGGAGAUCCUGCAGUAUCUCCAGGCUGAAUGGCUCCCUCUGAGAGAACAAUGGGCGGAAUACUGUACUCGGAGGCACCUGAACUUCUCCCAAUCGGUCACGUCUCAGACCGAGUCCUCUAACUUCAACAUCAAGAGUUAUCUGGUAACCGGCAAAAGCGAUUUCUUACGCUUGACAAAGGCUCUCAAAGAAAUGUGCCAGAAUCAGCACCGCAACUACAAUCAAGAGGUGGCAAAGCAGAUGACGAGGAUUAAGAUGGACUACUUACACCAAGAUUACCUAGGUGAUCUCCCUCAAGCCGUCUCUCUCAAAGCUCUAGAGCAUAUUACUCGCGAGAAACGGCACGCGCAGAAGGCAUUGAACAUGCCCGCGAUACAGGAUCCGAAGAAGUCCCAGUCUGCGAUGAUUCCUCUGAACGGCGACGUGGGCGUCCCAAAAAUGAGCCCAUACCAGUCACCAGAGAACUCUGCCUCCCCGGCCAAGUCAGCCUUCGACCUCCAGCCUCACAGAGAGGUAACCGACAGUCCCAACGAGGUUGGAGAGGCAGUCGGCGCGCCCGCAACCCAAGAGCGGCUCGAGGCCACGCAUCAGCUGGAAGACUCAAUCCGAGUGCCUGAAAUCGAAUCGGAGCCGGAACCAGAGAUUAUAGUCAAUACUUGGCGUGGAAAGGACCCAGAACGCCGACCUGAGAACGCCCCAAGGAUCUCCGGGCCGGCUAGAAGUCAGGGUGCCGUCCCCAAUCAGACUCUGCGGACUACUCGGAGUGGGCGUACAGUGAUGCCAGUCGCGCGUAUUCAGGAGUCUCAGGAGCAGCCUGCAAGGGCUAGGAAACGCCCACGCCGCUGCUGA
Molecule: messenger RNA, 2064 nt
Organism: Chaetomium globosum CBS 148.51
Lineage: Eukaryota; Fungi; Ascomycota; Sordariomycetes; Sordariales; Chaetomiaceae
Exons: 4
Coding region: 1-2064 (687 amino acids)
Biological process (GO): regulation of DNA-templated transcription
Source: RefSeq, a predicted model, not a curated record